Protomyces lactucae-debilis is the source of this 1275-nucleotide messenger RNA. Its product is annotated as phosphatidate cytidylyltransferase. NCBI's taxonomy places the organism in Eukaryota, Fungi, Ascomycota, Taphrinomycetes, Taphrinales, Protomycetaceae. Gene Ontology annotation, molecular function: phosphatidate cytidylyltransferase activity. The transcript has a single exon. Gene Ontology annotation, cellular component: endoplasmic reticulum membrane. The coding region runs from base 1 to 1275 and encodes 424 amino acids. The record is from RefSeq and is a predicted model, not a curated record.
AUGGCGCUCAAGAAACGCAAGAGCAACGGCAGCCUGCAACAGGCAGUCAAGCAAGCUACAGGUGUCUCAGAUACUGAAGAGCUCAGCUCAUCAGCGGCAGUAUCGAAGGCGCAGGCGAAACCAGCACAGAGCAAUGCCGUUCAGAGAACUGUCUGGACGCUCAUUAUGAUUGCUGGGUUCUUCGGCUUGCUCGCUGCGGGCCAUCUCUGGAUCAUCUUGUUCCUGACUGUUGUGCAGGUCAUGAUCUUCAACGAGAUCCUCGCCAUUGCCUCCGUCCCAGCCAGGGAAAACUCGAUACCGUGGUUCAAGGCCAUCAACUGGUACUUCCUCGCGACGACGCUCUACUUUGCGUAUGGCGAGACACUCAUCUACUACUUCAAACACAUUGUGCUUGUUGAUGCGCUACUCCUGCCCUUUGCAACGCACCAUCGCUUCAUCUCCUUCUUGCUCUACAUCUUUGGUUUUGUAUGGUUCGUUGCGAGCCUGCAAAAGGGACAGUACCGCUUCCAGUUCAGCCAAUUCAGCUUCACUCACAUGACGCUGAUUUUGGUUGUUGGACAAGCGCACUUCAUCAUCAACAACUUGCUCGAGGGCAUGUACUGGUUCUUCAUUCCUGCAACGCUCGUCAUCUCCAACGACAUCUUUGCCUACAUUUGCGGCAAGCUCUUUGGUCGACACAAGCUGCUCGAGCUCUCACCAAAAAAGACGGUGGAGGGAUUCGUAGGCGCUUGGGGUUGCACGAUUGUCAUCGGCCUUAUCUUUUCCAACUUGCUGAUGCACUCCGACUACUUCAUCUGCCCUGCAAAAGAUCUCGGCGCCAACAUCUUCUCUGGCUUGUCGUGCGAGCCUAAUCCAGUCUUUUUGACGCGCACAUUCGACUUGCCACCGCAACUGCUCAAUUUGCACCCUCUGCUCUCCUUCAUCCCUAAGCAAAUCAGCAUUGCGCCUGUUCAGCUACAUCUCAUGGUGCUGAGUACAUUUUCAUCGCUGAUUGCGCCCUUUGGUGGAUUCUUCGCCUCUGGACUCAAACGUGCCUUCAAGAUCAAGGACUUUGGCGACAGUAUCCCUGGCCACGGAGGUAUGACGGAUCGCAUGGACUGCCAGAUUCUCAAUGGAUUUUUUGUCUACCUCUAUUACCAGUCCUUUAUUGCCGUCAAGCACGAGACGGUAGGUGGUCUGCUGGGUCAUGCCAUCAUGGGACUGACGGACGGGCAGAUUGUCGAUCUGGUACAUGGCUUGACACAUCACCUACGCAAUCGAGGCGUCGCUGUCUGA